Candidozyma auris is the source of this 1416-nucleotide messenger RNA. It is a transcript of the gene LEM3, whose product is annotated as Lem3p. The record is from RefSeq and is a predicted model, not a curated record. Lineage: Eukaryota; Fungi; Ascomycota; Pichiomycetes; Serinales; Metschnikowiaceae. The transcript has a single exon. The coding region runs from base 1 to 1416 and encodes 471 amino acids. Gene Ontology annotation, cellular component: plasma membrane; endoplasmic reticulum; Golgi apparatus.
AUGAGCAGUGCAAAGGCUUCCAGCAUCGACGUCACACUGCCUCAAGCGCACGAAGAGUCCCGCUCGCUGGAGUCGCCGUUCACCGACGAUCACAGAGCGAAUUUGAGCCAGUCUGCGGAAAACGAGCAACAUCUCCAUUCCAGAGCAUCUGGUGAGGAAGACACAGAAAGAAGAGACGAUUUGGAGACCGAAUCGGAUAGCGAUCUGGAUUAUGCUGUGCCUCCGAGGAAGGAGCACUCAAGGAGACCAAAUGACAACGCGUUUCAGCAGCAGCGUCUCAAAGCGGUGAAUCCGGUCAUUACCGCUAAAUGGCUCAUUUCGAUCUUCUUGGGAAUGGGGGUUUUUCUCAUUCCUUUGGGUGGUGCCAUGUGGUUGGCUGCCCACAGAGUGCAAGACUUGAAGAUUGACUACUCACAGUGUGAAAAUUUGGCGUCGUUGGACCAUUGGCUGCCUAUUCCAGAGAAGUACACUACAUACAACUACCACGGAAACAAACAGGUGCAGCAGGCGCAGUGGAGGUUGGACACGGACGAAAGCCAGCCGUUUGAAGACGAAAGACGCGUCUGCAGAAUCCAGUUCCACGUUCCCCACGACUUGAAGUCGCCUCUUUACUUUUUUUACCGGCUCGAGAAGUUUUCCCAGAACCAUAGAAGGUACGCCAAAUCCUUCUCUGAAGACCAGAUUGAGGGAAAAGCUGCCUCUUUGAAUUCCAUCAAGGGCAGUGUCGGUGAGAACUGCGAGCCUCUUUCGCAGAACGAUGAGGGUAAAAAGUACUACCCUUGUGGGCUUAUAGCCAAUUCUUUGUUCAACGACACGUACAGCUCGACUUUGCGGGGUGUCAACGGCACCUCAGAAGAUUACGUGAUGUCCCGGAAGAACAUCGCCUGGUCCACGAAUAAAAACAGGUUCAAGAAGACCAAGUACAGUCACACCGAAAUUGCUCCGCCCCCAAACUGGUACAAGCGGUUCCCAAACGGCUACAACGAGACGAAUGUGCCUGACAUUUCCACAUGGGAGGACUUUCAAAACUGGAUGUUUACGUCAGCGCUUCAGAACUUCAACAAAUUGUAUAUGAAGAAUGUGAACGAGCUGCUUAAGGAAGGUAUUUACGAGGUGUCUGUUGGGUUACACUUCCCUGUGUUGCCGUACGAGGGAAAGAAGAUGAUCUUCAUCUCUCAGCGUUCAGCCAUUGGUGGCAAGAACUUCUUCCUUGGCUUCUCCUGGAUUGCCGGCGGAGCCGUGUGUUUGAUCAUGGGCAUUCUCAUUCUUGUGUUGAACACCAUCAAGCCUAGAAAACCCGGAGACGAGCAACUACUCAGCUGGGUCCGGGAAUCCAUGAAGGAGGACUCGAAGGACACUCCUAAUGAGAACUCUGUCAGCGGAUCGUCGGGCGGCACCAAGGGCAACAGCGACUAG